UCAACGAUCAGUCUGAUGGCAACCGUUGAGGAGUAAAGUAAAUCUUUGUACCAACCGGAGGACAUCUUACGAAUUCCAUAGAAUCCCGAUAAGGAGCCUUCGUUAGAAGAACUCGAUCCUGCGGAGUUAUAAGGAUUCAAUCGAUCCCUCUCAUUGGAAAUUAAACGAGAUCAGAAUUUUUCAUUUGAGUUCCGUGUUAUUCCACCGGCUCGUACGUCUUCUCCGUCCAAUCGAGCUUUCAACCCUUUGUUCGAGAUCAACCCUCGGCUCUUCGGGUCCUCGUCGAAAACGGUGUAUACUUCGGCACGAUUUAUUCGACGAUCUUCUGCGAUCACCGUCGGUGAUACGUUGUGAUUCACAUGCUCGCCAUCACACGUGUACGAGCUUUCCACAGGGUAAUUGAUCGAUUUAGCGACGCGUGCAACCGCUUGCUAUCGCAACGAGCGACGAUUCUUCGGGAAUUGUCCUUUUGACGUCAGUGCAAGUAAUUCACCGAUUUUCUCGUCGUUUCAACACUUGAGUUUUUAUUCUUAUUCUAAUAACUUGUUAUGAAUGGACUGUGAUCGUUGUUACGGGUGUGCAUGAAGAUUUUUGAACAGGUGUUAUCAUUCAGUGUUGUUUUUACCAUUGAUAAUUAAUAAAUAAGUCGUUUAUUUGUAGGAAGGAUAAAACUAAUUAGCCUUUCAGACAAAUUACUUUUCUUCCUUUUCACAAUCGAUCGUUAAAAGUUCAUUUAACAAUGACUUGCACUCUCGUGUAUUAAUUAGUCACUUGCUAAUCAACGUUUCAACACUGUCAGAAUUUGUAGAAUCAUCGUGUAAAUCAUUUCUCACUUUCGAUAGUAGAGUUCCUCGAGAAGGGGUUGAUUAAACGCGAUGGAUUGACCCUCACAGAUCCACGAAGGUGGGUCAAAGUUGUUGAUCCGCCACGGUUAUAGAGAGCACACAGGUUCAAGUGACAAGUUCGUCAACGAGGCCUGCUGACCCAGAUUCACGGAUAUCUGGCUCAAUUUCACCGAGCGUGGGGUGAUUCGUGUGACGUUCGAUGGAUCACUCGCCUCCCCAAACUGGGACGAUCUAAUCGGGCUAAUCGAAUUAAAUCUCUAUCGAUUGGACGAGUUUUCCCGUUGAAUAAUCAUCGAUCUCAUUGAUUGGAUUAUCUAGCAGCGUUAUUACCUGCGAUUCUUCAUCCCUGUUCGUUCCGAUCAAUCAUCUUGCAGCUAUUAAUUACUCUUAGACGUUGAAUUUCGAAUUAUUUCAAUGACUUCCGAAUGAAUUCAUUAUUUCUCGAAACUGCAAAAAUUAUUUCUUGUAUUUUUGCAUUCCACGAUUCGCACAAGGUAAUUGUCGAAAACGAUCCUCCAUCGAAUUCUUCAUUAAUUCACGAAGGUUACUUUUCGAUUCAUUGAAAAUCAUUUGGUAGCGGAUAACGAGAGCCAGGGAUUAGCAAGGACGUUCAACGCUCUCGUAUCGUUGCGCCUAGUCGGUGAAACCGAUGAAACUGAGUCCGAUUUCUUUCGCGAUUUCGAUGCGUCAGUGGGAAGGACAACCGGUAAGGAGCCUUCGACGUUUUGGUCUUUGUUCCUUAUCUUCUUUGCGACCUUACCGUAAUACCGUCCUUGGAGGAAUCUUUGGUAACGAUGGCUGAGAAAGUGCUGUGAAGUUCCAGGGAUUGAACGACGUUUGUAUAUUUUUUGCAGAAUUUUCAGAAAUUCAUUUUUUAAUAAAAUCGAAGUAUAAUGCGUGCAUCGAAGUGAAAAAGAAUGUACAGAAAGGUGAAAUGUUAAUUUAUCUUCUUUCAUCCGUGCCGCAACAUAGUCCUUGCAACGUGCUAAUUUCUACAAAUUAACAAUGCUCGCCGUGGUUCUGCUAUUAAUACCAAUCUUGUGGGGGGAUGAAACCGAGGCCAGCGUUCUCGUGGCGGACAACACCAUGUCCAGAAUGGUGGAACUGAACGCAGUGCCUCCAUUCUGUGCCUUGUACACCGAUCGUGGGGUCAUACAGAAGAUGGUCCUAGGUGCUGAUCCCAGGAAGGUGAUGCAAGUGUCCAGCAAACUCGUCACUGACCUCGAGAAGACCUGCAAGGCCUCUUACGAUAAAGGAAAAAAUCAACCACCAGGAGGUGGUCUGAUAUAUCCAGGAACCAAAUGGUGUGGACCAGGUACCUUGGCCAAAUCGUACGACGAGCUGGGUCAACACGCAGCAGAGGACGCCUGUUGCAGAGAACACGACCAUUGUCCAUAUGUGAUAUCACCGCAAGAAUGCAUCCAUGGUAUAUGCAACAACUCACCGUUCACGCGAUCCCAUUGCGACUGCGACGCGAAGUUCCGUCGAUGUCUGCAGAAUCUUAAUACGGAAGUGGCGAACACCCUGGGUGCCCUCUUCUUCAACGUCAUACAAGUGACUUGCUUCAAAGAACGACGUCCUUGCUCCCAAUGGCAAAGCUGUCCCAUGUACUGGGAACAUUCUUCGCGGUAUGAGAUCAACAAAUCGCCUCGGGACUAUUAUGCCCACAAGAUUCUCUUCUUCAAGAUGUUCCUGCAGGCGAUGCGUGAGAUUCUCAGGAAGAAAGAACAAUUUCUUCGUGGCUACGCAAAUGGCUAUGCGGAAUCUGAGUCGAAUCGACUCUGCUCCCAGUACAAAUUCCGGCCCAGUGACAAGUACGUCCCGUUGAUGCCGUUGAACAUCAACUAGCUAUUGCGAAAACGCAAGAAGAGCGGACCAGACAGUCUUUGAAAAAGUUGCCAGUUAACAGAGUUCCAAUGAGCGAGAUAAUUGCACGCGAAGGCCAUGUUCUUCGUGGACUGUCUUCGUUUAAGAUUAUGGUUCGUUCGAAACACAAAGAGUUUUUUAAACGUUACUUACAGCGUCAGCAGGUUAUUUACAAAGCUUAAUGAACGCAAUGGAACCAUCUAUAAUUGCUCAUUUUAAUAUUCUUUAAUCAUAGUAGAAAAAAUAACGAUGGUUCAAGUACUCUAUGAAAGUACUCUUUUGAGCUUUUAUAAAAAUUGAAUUAUAUCUUUAUAUCAUUCUUAAGACAAUCUUAUCUGGACCGCUGAUUUGUUGGAAAUCUCCAAAAAAAUGCGUGCAAUUAAAUAAAGUUACCAUUGCUGCUCAAUAUUACUCUUUAACAUAUAGGCGACUUUAAAUAAUAGUGGUGUAGGUAUUUAAUCUUCUAAUGAUAUUAUAUCGUUCGCAUUGAUUAUAGAUUUUAAAAUAAGGCAAUCUUUUUCUCUUCCUGUGAGCAAAGAUGAACCAAAGAUUAGGAAGGAAAAGAGAACGAUGCUUAAAGAUUGCAAUUAUACAAACUGCGACGAAAGAAGGUUUUACUGAUAUUACUAAAAGGAGGUUCGCGUUUCUUGCAUAUCAUUGAUAAUGACAUUCUUCCUAUUCAAUUAUUGCAAAAGUAGCACUAAUGGAACAAUGAAUUUCCUAAUUAUAAAACAUCUCUAGUUUUCGUUUGAAAAUUCCACCAAUCUCGUAUUUAAACUGAAAUUAAUGCCACUUUUGCAAUGGUUUAAUAGCUUUACAAAGUACCAACGAAUUACAAAGGUUUACGACUUUCUAUUUUCCUCGAUAGCUCAGAUAUUUAAAUAUUUGCAUUCUAAUGUCGUUCGUAGAUUUCAAUGCAAAUUAGAUUAACUCACAGACGUUGUAAUUUUAUUGGAAAAACAUUGCUCAAAGUAUUAUAACACAGGAUAAGGUGUAUAAUGUAUCAAGAAAUUUCAAGUUCAACUUACAUGUACCUAAUAAUGCAACGUCUGCUUCUGAAACGAGUUCAAAGACCUAUUAUGCAAAAUUAUUCAAGAUCAUCGUAGGUAAACGUAACACGCGAUGAUGCAACAUCUAACGCAGAUCUAAUCAAUUCUAAGAUGAAUUAAUUCAACUUUCCAAUUUAUAUACAGGUAUUUUGAAAUCGUUUCACCAUAACAGGUUGCUGAACUUAAGAUGAUGUUGACCAUGAAAUACGUUUAACACCUUCGAAUCUCUCAUUAAUGAAAAAACAAUUUUUUCAAUAUUCAAUUAACGACCAUCUUUUAUGGUUGAUCGAUUAUUUUGAGCAGUGUUGAAGAAGAAAAAUUGUGAGAAAAAAUUACAACGACCUUGCACAAUGUUUACCGUGAUUGAUAUUAUUCAGAUAUAAGCUUGAUGCAAUUUUAUGGUAAUAAUAAGAGACAUGUACAAAUGACCCGUCCGUUAUUUCUGGUCCACGAAUCGAAACGAUUGAUGUGGCCAGAAAAGAACCGGAAGUCGAGGACGUUCUUGAAUUAUCCGGAAUUUUAGACGCCUCGAGAAGGUCAGCCGGGAAAGAGUGCAAUUGAUUAAAUUUUAUCGCACAACGAUAUCAGCAAUACCUCAGUAGGAUUUUAUUUCCUGAAGACCUUCGAUCUAUUAUAAUUAAUGAUACGGUAUAAUCUUGAAAAUUUGAAUAAAUUAGAAAAACAUGACUUUAGUUCUAGGAAAAGUUAUAGUUGUAAGGUAAAGUUGUUCUAAUAGUAGGAUCCAUUAUUUAAAUGGCACAAUACUCUUUCCUUUAGUCCCAUAAAGUAUUAUUACAUGUAGAGAAAUAGGGUUUAAAUAAUAUAUUAUUUAUUCUAUUAGUGAGUUCUGUGGGUUUGGAACUGGUGUCUAGAGUUAGAUAAUAAAUCAGAUUUUCAAGAUUGGGCUGUAUAGAAAAGUGUGAAAGGAAUGUAUAUUUCUAUGUAUACGAAUCUAAUUAAUUUCUUAUCACUAAGUAUAAUAUUAUAGCGUUCUAUAUUUUUAAUGUUUGCAUGAAAUAAUAUCGCUUGUAUUAAAUGUAUAUUUGAAUCUAAUGUAGGAUUUUACAGAUUGUAUUUAUAUUAUUAAACGUAAAGUUUAUGGUGAUACUCAAUAUUGGAGAAACAACUAUUAAUUUUGCACAAUUUUUAAUAAAUAUAUUUAUCUCGAAUAGCUUUUAAUCUUGUAUAAAGCAAAAGAGCUUAUAUCAAUAAUAAUAUUAGAAAACACCAUACUACUCUAAAUUAUUUAAUGCAACAGGCUGAAAAUAUUGUUUAAAUCUUGUUUUUCGAUUCAAUAUCCGCGCGUAUUUUUUAAAUAAUAUUAGCAGCACCAUCUGGAGGUGCGCGAAAAAAUUAGUCAAAUCGAAAAUCACGUUUCUUUUCAACAUAAGCAAUUUCUGAACAUUACUGAUGCAUUUAUAUAAUUCUAUGACCAAAGCUUAAUUGAAAUUAAUUGAUAUUUCAAGAGUUAUAUUCGAAAAUUGAUAAAAUUGCUUCGAACAAAUUAUGAAAUGCUAUAGUCAUCUACUGGUCAAAGCCCCGAACUAAAUCUGAUUGAAUUUUAAGAUUUUCGAAUUUGACGACCUGUUAUAUUUAAAAAGACGUUCUAUAUUGAUAAUAUGUUUUAUAUAAUGUAUUAAUAAUAUGCUUUACGAAGCCUUAAAGGAUUGUAAAAGUGAGAUACUGAAAGAAAAAGAGCAAGAUGUUUCAUUGAUUUUCCCGCCAACCACUAGAUGACAGUAGUGUUACCAUUUCUAAGACGCGCGUUAAUAUAAAAUUUAGAGGAGGUUCAAAAAUAAAGAUUGCACAAUGCCUUUAAUAUUAUUGGAACUAAU
Messenger RNA from Osmia lignaria (orchard mason bee), 5595 nucleotides. RefSeq names its product acidic phospholipase A2 PA4. Lineage: Eukaryota; Metazoa; Arthropoda; Insecta; Hymenoptera; Megachilidae. Gene Ontology annotation, molecular function: A2-type glycerophospholipase activity. The record is from RefSeq and is a predicted model, not a curated record. Gene Ontology annotation, biological process: arachidonate secretion; phospholipid metabolic process.